AUGGGAAUUCUCAAAUUGUCUUUCCUUGUCGCCGCGCUUGGCAUAUCUACUGCCGUGGCCGUUCCCACACACCAAGCUCAACAAUCAAAAUACACGGACUGGAAGACCUUCAAAGCAUACGGCGUCAACCUGGGAGGCUGGCUCGUCCAAGAAUCAACCAUUGAUACUACUUGGUGGGCUAGAUAUUCUGGAGGCGCGUCUGACGAGUGGGGUCUCUGCGAGAAUCUCGGAUCACAAUGUGGGCCAGUCUUGGAGCAUCGCUACGCGACUUGGAUUACCACAGCCGAUAUUGACAAGGCAGCCAAGUCGGGAAUCGCACUUUUGAGAGUCCCAACGACAUAUGCUGCUUGGAUCAAGCUCCCGGGUUCUGAACUCUACUCGGGCAAGCAGACUACCUAUUUGAAGAAGAUUGCGACGUAUGCUAUCAAGCGAUAUGGCAUGCAUAUCGUUGUCGAUGUGCAUGGUUUGCCUGGUGGAAUCAAUGGAUUGACUAUCGGUGAAGCUGCUGGUCAUUGGGGGUGGUUUCAUAACCAGACAAAUUUUGACUACUCGAUGAAAGUCGUUGAUGCGGUACUCUCGUUCAUCCAGAAUUCCGGAUACCCUGAAUACUUCACUUUUGAACCUCUCAACGAAGCAGCCGACAAUAAUGACUUGUCUGUAUUUGGUACAUCAGCAGCUCUUUCAUCAUCAGGUGCAAGCUGGGUGUUGAAAUACUACAAGGCUGUUCUCGAUCGCGUUGCCGCUGUCAACCAUCGCAUCCCAAUCAUGUUCCAGGACUGUUUCCAAGGAGAGAAGUUCUGGUCAGGAAAUUUUUCCAGAGGUGAUAACAUCGCCUUUGAUGUUCACAAUUACUAUUUUGCUGGCCGUGAAACCACAUCCAAGAACGAGCCAUCUUAUAUUUUCUCGGAUGCCAAAACGUCUCCAGGAGAUGGCAAAUUUCCUGUCUUUGUUGGUGAAUGGUCAAUACAAUCGCUUUACAACAACAGCUUUGCGCUGCGCGAAUGUAACUUCAACUUCGGACUUGCCGCAUUCCACAAGUAUACGCAAGGGGAGGCAUACUGGACGUGGAAGUUUUAUGGAAAUGCGACCGUCGAUGGCCAGGGCACCCAGGCUGACUAUUGGAACUACGAGUAUUUCGUUGAUCAAGGUUAUUUCCAUCCCGAGUCAGAGGUCUCAUACUGUUAG
Messenger RNA from Penicillium atrosanguineum, 1185 nucleotides. RefSeq lists its product as uncharacterized. NCBI's taxonomy places the organism in Eukaryota, Fungi, Ascomycota, Eurotiomycetes, Eurotiales, Aspergillaceae. Bases 1 to 1185 code for a protein of 394 amino acids. The record is from RefSeq and is a predicted model, not a curated record. Gene Ontology annotation, biological process: glucan catabolic process. Gene Ontology annotation, molecular function: glucan exo-1,3-beta-glucosidase activity. The transcript has a single exon. Gene Ontology annotation, cellular component: cell surface; extracellular region.